AAAAUGGGUUCCUAGUGUUCUCAAUGUAAUUGCGAUAAGAGAGGAAAUGAUAUAUAAGUAAAACAUAAUUGAAUUAGGAAUGUAUAUCGAUUCUGACUAGUGGUUCUAAAACAGAGAAAACAUGGUUGAUAAAAAAUAAAAUGGCAAUAGUAAUACAGAAAUAUUGGAGAGGUUACAUAGCUAGACGUAAAGUAGAUGAUUAAAAAAUAUUAUAUGCAUUUGAAACAGAAACAGUUGAGAGUGGUAUAACAAUAAAUUAAGAUGAUAAAGUAAGAGUUGAAAAACCAACUUAUACGUAUUCCAUUCAUAAUAUUUAGAUUUCCUGGAGGUGCAACAUAUACAGGUGAAUGGAGAGGAAAUUCAAGAGAUGGAUAUGGAAUCUAAAUUUGGCCAGAUGGUGCUAAAUAUGAAGGAGAAUGGAAACAUAAUAAAGCUCAUGGAAGAGGUAAAUUUACUCAUAUUAAUGGUGAUGUAUAUGAGGGAGAAUGGGAAAAUGAUAUGUCUAAUGGAUAUGGAGUAUAUUAACAUGUUGACGGUCCUAAAUAUGAAGGAUAAUGGUUUAAUGAUAAAUAACAUGGAUAUGGUAUUGAAUUAUGGCCUGAUGGAUCUUUAUAUGAAGGAUAUUUCUAAAAUUCAUAUAAACAUGGAAAAGGUAAAUAUCUUUGGUGUAAUGGGUAAUAAUAUGAAGGAGAUUGGGUACAAAAUAAAAUAUCUGGAAGAGGAAUCUUAAUAUGGACUGAUGGUAGAAAGUAUGAAGGAGAUUUCUAUUUUGGUAAUAUGCAUGGAAGAGGUACAUAUACUUGGCCAGAUGGAAGAAAAUAUGAAGGAUAAUAUUUUAAUGAUAAAAAGCAUGUAUAUCUUAUUCAAUUACAUAAAUAAGGGAUAUGGGAUUUAUGAUUGGGGAGAUGGAAGAAGGUAUGAAGGUGAAUGGGAAAAUGGUAAAUAACAUGGCAGAGGAUGUUUCUUUAUGAAUAAAAAAGGAAAAUAUGGACUUUGGCAUAAAGGUAAAAGAAUAUCUUGGGAUGAAUGA
Molecule: messenger RNA, 1030 nt
Organism: Paramecium sonneborni
Lineage: Eukaryota; Ciliophora; Oligohymenophorea; Peniculida; Parameciidae
Source: the annotation of a GenBank genome assembly